Molecule: messenger RNA, 1626 nt
Organism: Exophiala spinifera
Lineage: Eukaryota; Fungi; Ascomycota; Eurotiomycetes; Chaetothyriales; Herpotrichiellaceae
Exons: 4
Coding region: 1-1626 (541 amino acids)
Source: RefSeq, a predicted model, not a curated record
AUGACUCUUCGACGCGCUCGCGCCACCAAGCGCAACCUUGUUCGAUGGACUGACGACCUCGACAAGGAAGUGUUGCUUGUUGUCCAAUACGCUUGUGCCGAGGCUGGAAUCAAGUUGCCAUGGGCCAGAGUUGCGGAAAUCAUGGGUCCUCACUUCACCGAAGGAGCGAUCAUUCAGCAUCUCGCUAAGCUUCGUACUCUGAUGGAGAGACACGAAAUCCCGGUCCCACCCUGCCUCAAGCGUGGAAUGUUGACGAAGACACCCUCCAAAGUGUAUGGAAACGUCACUCCCAAACGCAUCUUCGAGAGCAUUAAGCCUCUCUAUGCCGGCAGCCCCAAUGCAAAUGGUGGUGAAAAUCGAUCCGUCUACGAGAAAGUCAAGGUUGAAGAGCGUGGAUCUCCCACCCUGCAGGUGAAAGGUCGGAUGCGUACUGGUGGCCGUGCUCGCGACAUCAGUGACGAUGAAGAAGACGAUGACACUUUGCCUGAGACACUGUAUGAUUCGGAUGUCAGUCCAAAGAAGAAGCGUCGUACUGCUAAGAAGAAAUCGUCCGCAAGCAUGAAUGAUCUCCCGGCAACUCCGGAGCAAGCUACCAAGACCAAAUCGACUGCAAGCAUUAAUGACCCUCCACCGACCCCAAUGACUCCAUUGACGCCAGCAACUCCAAAGCAGGCGGUCAAGGGAGCUGGCCAAAACUCGGUCAGCCGAAUUGCGCCAUCCACUCCUCCAAGUCGCCGCACCCGAGGCAUCAAGCGUGACUAUACCUUGAUUGACACUGUGCUGGAUGACAUGGAUGCCGAUAUUGAUCGAGAUGACGCUGAGACUCUUGAUGGUGACGACUCUUCCAACCCCGGUGAUGGAACCGCAGUUUCCGAGGAAAAGGUCCAGGAUGAUAGCAUUGCGGCUACAACCGUCAAGACCAUGACAACUGCUCAAGACAACAGCGAGAUGCCGAACCUGGGUGGUGACAUUCUUGGAGCCGUGGCUGACAGCAUCAACCCUGCCAACAUCGAUCCCUUCACCAACGCAGAAUACCUUUGGCCAGGUGUCGAUACCAUGUUCAGCGGCCCGCCUAUUAGUGGCUUUCCUCCCGGCACUGUCAAUGGAGCAGCCUUGUUCAAGACAAACAACUUUUUCAACAAUGGACAAAUGAACAUGCAAACCUAUGAUAUGCCAGCCGCUAUGGGAUCUGGCGCCACUGCAUCUGGCACCAUGGGAUUUGGCACCAUGGGAUUUGGCACCAUGGGAUCUGGCACCAUGGAGUCUGGCACCAUGGGAUCUGGCACCAUGGGAUCUGGCACCAUGGGAUCUGACACAACGAGCUUUGCACCAGAAAUGUUCCGCCCCAAUUCAAUUGACUCCUACCUUUACCAGGCCAGCCGCAACAACUCGGUAGCCACUGGUAUGACUUCCUUCAGCUCUGCAUCGGACUCGCAACAAGAGCAAUCUCAAGUCCAGAUGCCUGCAGCUUUGGCAUUCAAUGAUGAAGAGCUCUUGGCCCUCGAAUUGAAUGAACUUGCAGCAGAGCCAACUCUGAACAACACGGAAGACUGGAAAGGCGACGAUGUUUUUGGAUGGGACGACCCAGUCGACUCUGCCAUGCACCGCAAUGUGUUCGGUUUCUAG